UGCAAUCAUCAGCAGCGGCAUGGCGUUGCAGACGCCCAAAAAGCUGCUUCAGCUGAAGCUCCUGGUCCACCAGAAUUCCGGCCAAGUCCUCUACGCCGAGGCCGGCAAGGACUUCGUCGACUUCCUCUUCGGGUUGCUCGGCGUGCCUCUCGGCCACGCCGCCCGCCUGCUCACGGAGGACCACAUGGCCGGCUGCCUCCCCACGCUCUGCAAGAGCUUCCACGAGCUCGAGGACGGCUACUUCGUGCACCCCGCCGACGACCGCGACGCCGUCUUCGUCCCCGACGCCUCCUCGCCCGCCUUCGACAUCCUGCGCAGCAGCAGCCCCUCCCCGCCCCAGACCGCCAAGAUCUACUACCGCUGCUCCGGCGCGGACACCAGCCACUACUACUUCGACAACUACAACAGCUGCUACGGGAACUACGGCCACGUGACCGACGUCUACGGGACGCCAUGUCCGUCGUGCGAGAAGGAGAUGACGACCGAGAUGAGGUUCGUGCCGGGCAGGAGGGACGUGAAGGGCAAGCAGGUGGCGGCCAUGGAAGCUGCGGGUGGGGGUUACGUCAAGGGGGUGCUCACGUACAUGGUGAUGGACAACUUGGCCGUCAUGCCCAUGUCCACCAUCUCCGCCGUCACUCUCCUCAACAGGUUCCACGUUACGGACCUCAAGUCCCUGAGCGAGUGGAAGGUAGAGGUGGGGAAGAACGAGGGUUCGGAGCUGCUGAAGGCGUCGUUGCGGUCGAAGACUGUUCUCACGGAUGUGUUUGUGAGGAAAUGGAAGAGAGGGGUUUUGGUGGAGUGAAACAACAGAAGCUUGCAUGCAGCUCAAAGACUGUUCCCAACAAAAGCAUAUUUUUAGAUC
Musa acuminata subsp. malaccensis (wild Malaysian banana) is the source of this 862-nucleotide messenger RNA. RefSeq lists its product as uncharacterized. The record is from RefSeq and is a predicted model, not a curated record. Lineage: Eukaryota; Viridiplantae; Streptophyta; Magnoliopsida; Zingiberales; Musaceae.